Molecule: messenger RNA, 3054 nt
Organism: Lemur catta (Ring-tailed lemur)
Lineage: Eukaryota; Metazoa; Chordata; Mammalia; Primates; Lemuridae
Gene: CLDN18
Product: claudin 18
Exons: 5
Coding region: 223-1008 (261 amino acids)
Biological process (GO): bicellular tight junction assembly; cell adhesion
Cellular component (GO): plasma membrane; bicellular tight junction
Molecular function (GO): structural molecule activity
Source: RefSeq, a predicted model, not a curated record
GUGCCUCUUGGGGCUGCUUCCCUAACAAAUGAAAAAAUAAUGCCCUUGAACCAGGAAUGAAACUGAACUAUCUAAGGAAAACACUGUGAGCAAACACUGAGAGCCGAGGGAAACCAUCUGAUUAGACGAGCUCCCCUCAGGUGCGAUUUAGGUGCACACCUUCCGCAGCAGGAGGGCGGCAGCUUCUCUGAGGCGCAGCCACAGCGCCGGUGGGCUGGGGCCAUGUCCACCACCACGCUCCAGGUGGUGGGGUUCCUCCUGUCCAUCGUGGGCCUGGCGGGAUGCAUCGCCGCCACGGGGAUGGACAUGUGGAGCACCCAGGACCUGUAUGACAACCCAGUCACCUCCGUAUUCCAGUACGAAGGGCUCUGGAGGAGCUGCGUGACGCAGAGCUCAGGGUUCACCGAGUGCCGACCCUACUUCACCAUCCUGGGCCUUCCAGCCAUGCUGCAGGCGGUGCGGGCCCUAAUGAUUGUGGGCAUUGUCCUGGGUGCCAUCAGCCUGCUGGUGUCCAUCUUUGCCCUGAAAUGCAUCCGAAUUGGCAGCAUGGAGGACUCCGCCAAAGCCAACAUGACACUGACCUCUGGGAUCAUGUUCAUCGUCUCAGGUCUUUGUGCAAUUGCUGGAGUGUCUGUGUUUGCCAACAUGCUGGUUACUAACUUCUGGAUGUCCACAGCUAACAUGUACACCAGCAUGGGUGGGAUGGUGCAGACUGUUCAGACCAGGUACACCUUUGGUGCAGCUCUGUUCGUGGGCUGGGUCGCUGGAGGCCUCACGCUAAUUGGGGGUGUGAUGAUGUGCAUCGCCUGCCGGGGGCUGGCACCCGAGGAAACUAACUACAAAGCCGUGUCUUAUCAUGCCUCGGGCCACAAUGUCGCCUACAAGACUGGAGGCUUCAAGGCCAGCACUGGCUUUGGGUCCAACACCAAAAACAAGAAGAUAUACGACGGGGGUGCCCGCACAGAGGAAGAUGUACAAUCUCAUCCUUCCAAGUAUGACUAUGUGUAAUGCUCCAAGACCCCUCGACGUGAGCAGAAGAAACCCUCCAAAGGGAGCUCACCCCCCAAACAAGGAGAUUCUACCUUGAUUCUCACUACUUUUGACUCACAGUUGGAAGUUAGAAAAGGCUUAAUUUCAUCUUUGGUGAGGCCAGAUGGUCUUGGCCACAUGUCUCUCUCUAAAUAUUCCAUCACAAAACAGCUGAGUUAUCAUUUAUAAAUUAGAGUCAAUAACUCACAUUUUCAAUCUUGUAUUUCUUUUUCUAAAUAUAACCUUUCUAAUCUGAUGAUAGAAUGUGUUUUGAAUUCCUAUCUGACACUUUGAUGAUUUAGACAGACUCCACCUUCUCCUUCUAGUCGAUAAACCCAUUGAUGAUCUAUUUCCCAGCUUGUCCCCAAGAAAAUUUUUGAAAGGAAAAAAGGAGAAUAGACCAAAAGACAUUAUUUUAUGCUGUUUGAUUUUUACCUCCCCCACCCCUAACUUGGCUACUAAUAAGCAUUAAUUGAAGAAGAAGUGAUAGGGAAAGAUACUUGUAAUCUCUCCAGCCUGUUAUCUGAGUUUUCGUACACUGUGAUCUUCAAUGUUACCAGACCAAAGUGAUUUUAGGUUUGAGGCAACCAAGCCUAUUGGCAUCUGCUAAUUCCAGCAAGACCAUCCCAGGGUUUUCUGAGCUCUCCACUGGAGUUCUCUUUCUGUCACAGGUCAGAAAUUGUCCCUAGAGAAAUGAGAAAAGGAUUUUUAUGUUUGUAAUCUAAGUCCUAGUCAUAGUUAGAAUAAAUAAUGUAUUAGUAAAAUGAUACAUUAUCUCUGUGAAUUAGCCUCACCCCUGCACAUAGAUAGAAAGAAAUGAAAAAAUAAUUGCUUCGUUAUUGUCCAUAUUGUACUUUGUAAAGUCACACUUAAGUUCAAAUUUGAUGAAAACUCAAUGAUCCUAAUUCUUCCCUUUUGAGGUCUCCACGACUCUUAUUGCACAUGAUAAUAAGUGUCACUCGUGUAAAAAAUAAAUAAUGGAACACUGCAAGUCCUAGGAAGUGGGUUAAAACCAGUUUAAAAAAAAAAAGUGAACCUAAAUUUAAUGUUAUGUCUCCAAGUGACCCAUGUCCACACUUGCAUGGUUACAAGCCAGUUGACAGUCACACUUGGCACUGUGACAGUUUUCUUACUCUGAGAGCUGUUCUCUUCAUUAAAUUGACCUAGAGCGGUCAGACCAUUGGAUGUUCAGGCAGAACUGAAAGCUCUUUGCAGCCACACACUUUCCCUGUCCUUACAUCACUGCCCUUUUGAGCAGAAAGCCAAAACUUUUUCCAAGAUUCCAGAAUCCCAUUCCAGCACCAAAGCCAGAAUAGGCCUCCUGGGAAACCUAGGUAAGAGCCAUCUCAAAAACCACCAAAUCAGGGAGCAGCACUGGCGCUGAGAGUAUUUGGCCAUUGGGUUAUUAUUUGGAGAAAAAAGUCCUUACAUCAAUAGUGCAUAUGAAAGCAGCCUUCAAAAGGAUUGGUGAAUAUUCAUAAGGGUCUUCAGGCUGAACCGACAAUCUGUAGAGAAAGAUCAGAUCAUGUCCCACUAAACAGUAAGGAGUUGUGUUCACCAAGAGCCAGAGCAGUAAACUCACAGAUCCUUCUCAUUGAAACAGUAAUGGUUUAAGGCCAAAUUUGAGAGGGCACUGGUGGAACUCAUUGCCUGAGAUGGGGUAAAGGGUGAACAGACAAAUCAAUUCAAGGAAAAAAUAAAGGAAGAGGGGUGAUGAGCAAUCUAGGGCAUUUAAGAGUCCUCGGCAUUUGAGCUGAAGGUCACCCAUUUGAGUUGAAGGCCAUGGGGCACAUAAGCUGUCCCUCCUACCACCAGAAAGUCCCCGGUCAGGUCUGAAGCAGUGAGGUGUGGCUCAGCUGGGCUUUUCAUUAGCACACUCUCUAUCCAAGACUUAAUUUUUUUACAGCCUCCAUAUAGUUAAAUUGUGCUUUGUAAUUUUGUUGUUGUUGCUCUGUCUUAUUGUAUAUGCAUUGAGUAUUGACCUGCAUGUUUUGUUACUUAAAUAUUAAAAACACUGUUAUCUUA